UAAUCAGUGAUUGCUUCCAUAGUAUUUAUAUUUUAAAUAUAUUAAAAACCAAAUGAUUAAAAAAUAUUUUAUUAUUCCUGAGGGAGGUCGUUUUGAUGUUUUUGCUAACAAUACCACAAGGAGGUCCCUUGAGUUGAAGUUAUUUUUAAGCCAAUUGAUUGGCAUUACUCCAAGCUAACGAAUGUGGAUCACUGACUGUUCUAAAACAUAUAACAUGUUUUGAUUUUUCGGCUUUAGUCUAACACGCAUAGUUUAUUCAUCAUCGAGUAAGAUAGUUGACUGCAUCAAUAUCUUAAUAUUGUCGUGUGUGCUGUUGUAUACAUCAAAUAAUAUCAUGGACACCCCUAAUCACGGAUCCGUUAAGGAUAUGGGAGAUAUUGGAGAAGUUUUACGUGACGUGACUGAUUUAUCACCUGAAGAUUUGAAAAAACAGAAUAGAAAUCUACAGAAAUUUUUAGUUAAAGUGAUUGAUAUGUUAAAAGAAAAGGCCGAUCGAUGUGUCACACAGGAAAAACACAUUGAAGCACUCACGUUACAAACGAGUUCAUUGAAAGAAGUUGUGGACAUCACAAAGCACAUGUUGGCUAUUCGUAACACAGAAGUGAAUCGUAUGACAGAAGAUUUGGAAAGUCUUCAAGGCAAAAUCAACGAAGAGAGAAGUCGUCACAGUGCAAUAAUUGAAAAAAUGAAUUUAGCUGCUAAGUUAAAUGAUGAACUCAGAUCUGAAUACAAACAACAAUCUGAACGUUUUGAAAAUAUGCGCGUUAAGUACGACGAAAAGUUUUCAAUACUUUCGGAAGAAAAUAAAAGAUUACAAGAUGCACAACCCACCGAAACGACUGAUUGAAAAGCUUUUUCUAACUAUCUAUUUUUAAAUAUUUAUAAAUAGGUAUUACACAUAAAAUAUUAUUUAUUGAUGAGAAUUUAUGUGCAAAUAUGGCAUGUUGGAUAUGGCACUGUGGGUGGAUAACGCUGAUAUAAACAUUGAACAUAUUAUAGGUACCUACCUACUUUUGAGCCUACUUAUUAUUAUAUUAUUUCCUUGUUUGAAGUAUACCUUUAUAUUUAAUAAAUAAACUUGAUUACUACAUGUC
Messenger RNA from Rhopalosiphum maidis (corn leaf aphid), 1094 nucleotides. RefSeq lists its product as uncharacterized. The record is from RefSeq and is a predicted model, not a curated record. Lineage: Eukaryota; Metazoa; Arthropoda; Insecta; Hemiptera; Aphididae. The coding region runs from base 335 to 847 and encodes 170 amino acids. The transcript is spliced from 5 exons.